Anopheles darlingi is the source of this 905-nucleotide messenger RNA. It is a transcript of the gene Naxe, whose product is annotated as NAD(P)H-hydrate epimerase. The coding region runs from base 32 to 823 and encodes 263 amino acids. The transcript has 3 exons. Lineage: Eukaryota; Metazoa; Arthropoda; Insecta; Diptera; Culicidae. Gene Ontology annotation, molecular function: NAD(P)HX epimerase activity. Gene Ontology annotation, cellular component: mitochondrion. The record is from RefSeq and is a predicted model, not a curated record.
GGGGUAACGUAAAUAAAAAGUAAACAACAAAAUGAGUUUUCCCCAAAAGUGCCGUUUUGUGCGAUUAUUAAUUCACGUAUCUCAGUGCGCCAAAAGACUGCAUUCCACGGGAUCAAGGGCCAGCAGAAUGAAAUACUUGAAUCAACAAGAAGCGAUCAGUAUCGACGAGGAGCUGUUCAACGAGUACAAGUUCAGCGUAGAUCAGCUGAUGGAAUUGGCCGGCUUAAGCUGCGCUCAUGUUAUCGCCGAUGCUUAUGCACCGGAAAGUUUGAAAAGCAACAAAAUUCUGAUAUGUUGCGGUCCUGGCAAUAAUGGAGGUGACGGACUGGUGGCCGCCAGACAUCUAGCGCUUAUGAACUAUAAUCCAUACGUAUACUACCCGAAAAGGACGGAGAAGGAACUUUUUAGAAACUUGCAACAUCAGGCAGAAUCGAUGGGAAUCACCGUUACCACCGACUGUCCCGACGGUGCAUCGGUGGAACAAGAGUUCGGCUUGAUCGUGGAUGCCCUUUUCGGGUUUAGCUUCAAACCUCCGGUACGUGAUUCCUUUCUUCCGAUAAUGAACGUAUUGCAACGGUCGAAGCUUCCUAUCGUCAGCAUCGAUAUUCCGAGUGGUUGGAACGUAGAAGAAGGGCCCCAAAACGAAUGUGAUAUUCAGCCUGCCUGCCUGAUAUCCCUUACAGCGCCAAAGCUUUGUGCAAAACGACUACUUAAUGCGCAGCACUACCUUGGUGGUCGCUUUGUUCCAAAGAGGUUGGAGGAGAAGUACUCUCUCGAGCUACCGACCUAUUUGGGCAGUAAUCUUUUCGUUAAACUUAACUGAGACCAUGCAGGAGGAUCGGAUGUUUUGGGAACGGUAAUAUUUAUUAUAAAAUAAAUAUCAUUUAACAUUCUUAAAAAGGGUA